This is a messenger RNA of Pogona vitticeps (central bearded dragon), 2550 nucleotides long. The record is from RefSeq and is a predicted model, not a curated record. NCBI's taxonomy places the organism in Eukaryota, Metazoa, Chordata, Lepidosauria, Squamata, Agamidae.
GGAGUUGGCGGGGGGUCUCUCGAGGCGUUCGCUUUUGUGCAGAAGAGGGUGGCGUUCGAGGCCCGCCGGCGGGAAAUGGAGGCUGGAGCGACCCCGGUGGGUUUUUCUGCCGCUGCGCAGUAAACCGCCAGGGACCUCUUCCUCUUCCCGAGGGAAGACGCGAACGACAAAAGAAAAAUGAAACUUUUUUCAGAGUCACACAAAACCGUUUUUGUGGUGGAUCACUGCCCUUAUAUGGCAGAAUCCUGCAGACAGCAUGUUGAGUUUGAUAUGCUGAUAAAGAAUCGGACCCAAGGAAUUAUACCUCUAGCACCUAUAUCAAGAUCACUAUGGACCUGCUCAGUGGAAUCGUCGAUGGAAUACUGUAGAAUAAUGUAUGAUAUAUUUCCUUUUAAGAAACUAGUGAACUUCAUUGUAAGUGAUUCUGGAGCAAAUGUCUUAAACACUUGGAAUCAAGAAGAUCAAAACCUGCAGGAGUUAAUGGCAGCUUUAGCAGCUGUAGGCCCUCCCAAUCCUCGUGCAGAUCCUGAAUGUUGCAGUAUACUCCAUGGCUUAGUUUCUGCAGUAGAAGCCCUCUGCAAAAUUACAGAAUACCAACACGAGGCCCGAACCUUACUGAUGGAGAAUGCUGACCGUGUUGGAAAUAGAGGACGGAUAAUUUGUAUUACUAAUGCGAAGAGGUUUGUGUCUCCAGCAAUUGACAGCCAUGUCCGAAUGCUGGAAGAGUUUGUCCAGGAAACAAUACAUGAGCAUAACAAACUAGCAGCUAAUUCAGAUCACCUUAUGCAGAUCCAGAAGUGUGAGCUGGUCUUAAUUCAUACUUAUCCUGUUGGUGAGGAUAACCUUGUAUCAGAUCAUCUUAAAAAAGAGCUCUCUCCUGUCUUAACCAGCGAAGUACAUAGUGUUCGGGCUGGACGGCAUCUGGCCACCAGACUGAAUCUUUUAGUACAGCAGCAUUUUGAUCUGGCUUCAACCACUAUAACUAACAUCCCUAUGAAGCCCACAUUCAAUGUCUGUGACCAGGAAGAACAGCAUGCCAAUACAUCUGCAAAUUACGAUGUGGAGCUGCUUCAUCACAAGGAAGCCCAUGUAGAUUUUUUAAAAAGUGGUGAUAAUCAUAUGUCUGCUGGUAGCAAAGAGGGCCCCUGUAAAGAAACUGUAACUUUAAAAUGGUGUACGCCAAGAACAAACAGUGUUGAACUACAUUAUUGCACUGGAGCAUACAGAAUAUCACCUGUAGAUGUGAAUAGUCGACCUUCUUCUUGCCUUACUAAUUUCCUUCUUAAUGGUCGUUCUGUAUUGUUAGAACAGCCACGCAAGUCUGGCUCUAAAGUAAUUAGUCAUAUGCUUAGUAGCCAUGGAGGAGAGAUUUUUCUUCACGUGUUAAGCAGUUCUCGGUCCAUUCUGGAAGAUCCUCCUUCAAUUAGUGAAGGAUGUGGUGGCCGAGUCACAGACUACAGGAUUACAGAUUUUGGUGAAUUUAUGAGGGAAAACAGACUUACUCCUUUUCUAGAACCUAGAUACAAAAGUGAUGGAAGCAUUGAGAGUCCUUUGGAGCGAGCAAAAGAUCAACUAGAAAAGCAUACUCGUUACUGGCCCAUGAUUAUUUCCCAGACUACUAUAUUUAACAUGCAAGCGGUAGUGCCAUUAGCCAGUGUUAUUGUGAAGGAAACAUUAACAGAUGAAGAUGUGUUAAAUUGUCAGAAAACAAUUUACAAUCUAGUAGACAUGGAAAGGAAAAAUGAUCCACUGCCAAUAUCAACAGUUGGAACACGAGGAAAGGGUCCUAAAAGGGAUGAACAGUACAGGAUUAUGUGGAAUGAACUGGAGACACUUGUUCGAGCACAUAUCGCCAACUCGGAUAAACAUCAGAGAGUCUUGGAAUGUCUCCUGGCUUGUAGAAGCAAACCUCCUGAAGAAGAGGAGCGCAAGAAGCGAGGGAGGAAGAGAGAGGACAAAGAGGACAAAGUAGAGAAAACAGGAAGAGAUUAUGAAUCUGAAAAAUCAUGGCAAGAAUCAGAAAGGCUGAAAAGUUUAUUAGAUCGUGAAAAAGAGGAACUGGCAGAAGCAGAAGUAAUAAAAGAUUCACCUGAUUCUCCUGAACCACCUAACAAAAAGCCUCUCAUUACAAUGGAUGAAAUGCCAACCACUGAGAAAUCCAAAGGCCCAAUGUCUCUGCUGUCUUUAUGGAGCAACAGAAUUAACACUGCAAAUUCUAGGAAACAUCAAGAAUUCAUGGGACGCUUGAAUUCUGUGAACAAUAAAGCUGAACUGUACCAACAUCUUAAAGAGGAGAAUGGAAUGGAAACCACCGAAAAUGGAAAAGCCAGCCGACAGUGAAUACCCAGUCCAAAAACGAUGUUUAGUCAUGUUGCAUAAACCUCUUUAUGCUUAAUUUGAUACCUGUAUCAAAUUGUACAGUAUAGUUGCUUCAAUUGGUUUUUACUUUUUCUAAUUUCAGCCCUUUUCUAUGAAAAUACAAAAUCUGAAUAUUAAAUGCAUAAAUCAUCUACUCUAGUGUUGAAUAAAGUAAAACUUUAUUUACCACUA